AUGGCGACCAAGUCCUUCGCCGAGCUGUGCGAGAUGUCAGCCUCCAAGGGCGGGAUGGAGAAGACGGUGAAGUUCACGUACGAUGAGCACGUCUCCGUCGUGAUGGCGGCGUUCAGAGAGAGGUCGCAGGGACCGCACCCCUCCAUGCCGCUUGUCCACCGCGUGGACAUCCUGGACGAGAGGCCCGAGAAGCCCGACUCGGAUGGCACGGACACCGAGUCAUGGGCGAUGCGCUACCGCCGCUUCUUCGCCGAGAACGACGCGCCGCCGUGGGUCAAGAAGAUCAGCGGUGGCGAGUACCUCAGGGGCACCGAGCGCAUCGAGUGGUCGGAACCCGCGGGCAAGAUGGUCAUGUACACCGUCAACGAGUCCCACUCCCAGCUUGUCACCGCCGAGGAGAUUUGCAUCAUCGAGGCGGAUCCCGAACGACCGCACACGGGAACCAUCAAGACGCUCACCGUCCGCGCCAGGCUCCGACUUCGGGGCUGGUGGACCCUCGGCAUCUCCGCCAUCGCCGAGCGGUUCCUCCUCGGCAGGUACGUCUCCCUCGUGAACCAGGGGCGAAAGAUCGAGCUCGAGGAGAUUCGGAAGUGGCGCCACACCGGCAAGGCGGAGCUUGUCCUGCGCGGCGCGUUUGAGCGCUCGCGCACCCCCAGCUCCGAGCGCGCGCUCGGCAUGAUCCUCGCGGGCGGCACUUCCAAGCUGCCGUCGCUCGAGCCCGAGGCUGACGAGGGCGGGAAGGUAUCGCCAAAGUCCACGCUAAGCCGGCUCCGCGGAAACAGCGCGCCCAGCGUCGACGGCCUCGAGGUGGAAUCCCUCGAGGAGUUCGAGCGAUCCAUAUCCGAGAAGGAUCCGCGGGAGACGACGGAUGAGAUCGUGCAGGCGGGCAUGAGCGAGGUCCACUGGCUCGGGCUGAGGUACGCCAAGCGACGGGAAGAGAUUUUCGACGAGUCUUCGACCGACUCUGAUGAGUACGCCUACGAGUCCACGCCGAGGCCGGAAUCGCCCCUCCUCAGCUACGCCUCCACGGACGAGGACGAGUACGAGUACGAUUCCACGCCUCGGCCUGAGUCCCCGCUGUACGUCCCGCUCGACACCGACGACGAGGAUGUCGAGGAUGACGAGAACGGGGAGGAAACGCCAGCUGUGGACGCAGUCAUCGACGACGAGUUCCGCAGCAGCGGGUCGCCGGGCGCAGCGUCGCCGAUAUGGUCCCCGGGCGACGAGCGAACGGUCCUCGACGUUAGCGUGGACGAGGCAACAAUCGCCAAGAGUCUCGCGAAGGAUUGGAAGGAGAUCGAGGCGUUGGAGCACGAGGCGAUCCGUCGAAAGCUGGGCCUCGGCGAGGAGGAUGGGGAUGAGGGCGGCGCUGCGGGCGCGUUGAGGAGAUGGUUGGUUCGGCUCGCGCUGGUCGGCGCGGGGGCGGCGAUCCUGCGGGAGCGGAGGGACCAGCUGCUGCCGCUCGCGGUCCGGGCGAAGAAGAGGUGGACGCGCGGGCGACGCCCGGUGAAGGCGUCGGCGUCGGUGGUGGAUGCAGCGGCGAUGGUGGACGAGUCGGAGGAGGAGGGCGAGGUUUCCGCGGUUGUCGAGGCUGGGGAGGAGGCGGCGGCUGAGGCGGUGACCCCGGAGGUUGACGACGCGGAUGAUGAAUGA
Micromonas commoda is the source of this 1653-nucleotide messenger RNA. RefSeq lists its product with no specific name. The transcript has a single exon. NCBI's taxonomy places the organism in Eukaryota, Viridiplantae, Chlorophyta, Mamiellophyceae, Mamiellales, Mamiellaceae. The record is from RefSeq and is a predicted model, not a curated record. Bases 1 to 1653 code for a protein of 550 amino acids.